This is a messenger RNA of Hemiscyllium ocellatum (epaulette shark), 18324 nucleotides long. RefSeq names its product hemicentin-1-like. Lineage: Eukaryota; Metazoa; Chordata; Chondrichthyes; Orectolobiformes; Hemiscylliidae. The record is from RefSeq and is a predicted model, not a curated record. Gene Ontology annotation, biological process: dendrite self-avoidance; homophilic cell-cell adhesion; axon guidance. Gene Ontology annotation, cellular component: axon; plasma membrane. The transcript is spliced from 106 exons. Gene Ontology annotation, molecular function: cell-cell adhesion mediator activity; calcium ion binding. Bases 1 to 16518 code for a protein of 5505 amino acids.
AUGGCAGAGCAGCUUGAGGAUCUGCCAUUUUACGACAAAGAGGAAGCUCAUCCCCGGGGAGAGGGAACCUCCACCCUGGCCUUCGUUUUCGAUGUGACGGGCUCCAUGUACGACGACCUGCUUCAGGUCAUGGAGGGAGCGGCGAAAAUCCUGGACAGCACCCUGCGCAGAGCCAGCACUCCCAUCUCGAACUUUGCACUAGUGCCUUUCCAUGACCCAGAAAUUGGUCCUGUUACUGUCACCUCGGAUUCAAAGAGAUUUCAAAGAGAACUCCGUGAUCUGUAUGUACAGGGUGGUGGGGACUGCCCAGAGAUGAGUAUGGGAGCAAUUAAGCAAGCGCUUGAAGUAUCCCAACCUAGUUCUUUUAUCUAUGUCUUCACUGAUGCCCGGGCAAAGGACUAUCAACUGACGAAGGAUGUCCUGCAACUCAUCCAACUGAAGCAGUCCCAGGUUGUGUUUGUGUUAACUGGAGACUGUGGGGACAGAGGCCAUCCCGGUUAUCGAGCAUUUGAAGAGGUUGCUUCAACGAGUUCAGGUCAAAUAUUCCACUUGGAUAAACAGCAGGUCAAUGAGGUGCUGAAAUGGGUUGAAAGAACUAUCCAGGUUUCUAAAGUUCAUCUUCUGUCCACUGAUCAUAAGGAGAGGGAGGAGCAUCUCUGGCUGGUGCCCUUUGAUCCUAACCUAAAAGAAGUCACCAUUUCUCUCAGUGGCCCCAUGCCAACCAUAGAAAUUCUGGAUCCCUUAGGGCGAUUCAUGUGGAGAGGAUUGGGUUUGAAUGAACUGUUGAACAUUCCGAACUCAGCACGAGUUGUCAAUGUGAAAAAUCCAUGGCCUGGAAUGUGGACAAUCAAGCUCCGCAGCACUGGACGCCACUCCGCACGGAUCACAGGAGUCAGUAGUAUCGAUUUCCGAGCUGGGUUUUCUACAGAGCCUACUUCAGAUUUCCAAAAGACGAGUGAGCGUCCAAUUCAAGGAAUCCCAACCCAUGUAUUGUUGAACUGCUCAGGCCUGCAUCCUCCAGGGCAGCUUGACCAAUUAGAGCUCCUCAGUACUUCUGGAGAGACUCUGAUGAAUCUGCCCAUUAGGCCUAAUUCCAGCCAAAACACAAACACCAUCUGGAAAGUUCCAGAAUUCAUGCCACCCAACGAAAACUUCUUCUUGAAAGUGACUGGAUACAAUAGAGAAGGUUAUCGUUUUCAGCGUCUAUCCAGUGUCUCCUACACAAACCUGGUCCCUGGACCUCCGGUAGUGAGCAUGCCCAGGCAAACUCACUGUUACUACAUGCAGCCCACAUCGAUUCGGUGCUCCGUGAAGAGUCUGAUUCCAUUCACACUGAGAAUCAUCAGAAAUGGGACCAGAAUUGAGUCAGACCGUCUGUUUCAGGGCUCAGUGAAUACUACAUGGGAAAUCCCAAGUGUUUCUGGAGCUGAUGAAGGUUUUUAUGAUUGUGUUGCUAUCAGUAACUCAGGCACAGGUAUAGCUCGAACAUUCUUGGUUGUUACUGAACCACCUCCUAUUGUGGAAACACCUCAAAACGUCACAGCAUUCCCUGGGGAUCAGGUAGUCCUGACGUGCAAAGUUUUUGGAAGCAUCCGAUAUAAUAUUACUUGGAUGCGAGAUGGAACUGAGCUUCAGGAUGACAAUGAGUACAUCACCCCCUUGAGAAACUCGUCAUUGGCAUUUUGGAAUGUGCAGUCAGAGAAUGCUGGGCGCUAUGAAUGUGUGGCAGUCAAUAUGCAGGGAUCAAGUCAAGCCUCUGUGUGGCUCUUUAUCCCUGAUUCCCCACAUGUUACUGUCAUUCCCAGCUCACAGAACUUUCUGAGGGCAAUGGAGGUCCAAAUACACUGCACUGUCACUGGUUACCCUGAUCCUGAAGUUGUCUGGAUUCAUAAGGAUACUCUUGUAACAAAUAAUGAUAGGUUUGUCAUUAAUGAGUUUGGUACUUUAAUAAUAAAAGAUGCUGUCCCAAAGGAUGCUGGGAAUUACACCUGCCUUGCAUCAAACUCAGUUGGAACAGACAAAGGAGAAGCAAAGUUGAAAUACUUGGAGAUCCCUACAAUUACUGUGCCGAAUCCAGUGAUACUUGCUGUGGUUACAGGUGUUGCAUUGCUGGAAUGUCAAACUGCGGGAGUUCCACAACCUGAGGUCAAAUGGUACAAAGGUGACCUGGAGCUGGCCCUUGUCCCAUUUACAGAAAUUGAUCCAGUUCAUGGUACACUGUGGAUAAGGAAAGUGCAGCAGGUGGAUGCUGGAGAAUAUACCUGCGUGGCUAGUAAUGAGGCUGGCAGAUCCUCUGCCACAAUAAUGUUAGACGUUGGUUCUGCUCCUCUGUUCAUGGAGAUGCCCUCUGAUAUAUCAGUGACUAUUGGCAAGAAUGUGACAUUGCCUUGCAGUGCAGUUGGGGAACCAGUUCCACAGGUCACCUGGCGACGUCUUGAUGGACAGCCCAUCUUUUCCAAAACUGAUUCAAUGAGCUUUUUCAGCCAGCUGGAGUCGGGCAGUUUGUUCAUAGAGGGUGUGUGGUUGGACGAUGAAGGUAUGUAUGUUUGUGAGGCGCAGAAUCUGUUUGGAGUGAUCCGUUCUGAGGUAGCAUUGACCAUCAGCGGUCUUGUCGCCCCUCAGGUAGUUGAAAGUGCCUCAGUCAUCAAUGUUCUGGAGGGUCGGUCUCUAACAUUACCAUGUGUGGUACUGGCUGGAAAUCCAUUCCCUGAGCAUUACUGGUUAAAGGACAAUCAGCUGUUAAGUUUGGACAGUCGUCUGUCAAUCCGAAGUGAUGGCAGUUUCUUUAUUGAGAGAACAGAGCAAGGAGAUGCUGGAAAGUACGUCUGCACCAUCAGAAAUGUGGUGGGAUCUGUUAAUAAGACCAUCACAGUGUAUGUUCAUGUUCUACCUUCAAUUAAACAUGGGCAAACUGUUUACAUCACUGAUGAGGGGGUGGCUGUCACUCUGCUUUGUGAAUCCAGUGGAACUCCAAAACCAACCAUCGUUUGGUCCAAGGGUAGGGAGCUCAUAUCUCGACAUGAACCACAAUAUUCAAUCGAUGCAAGUGGAAAGCUCCUGAUCCCAUACCCAUCAGCAGAAGAUUCUGGAAUCUACAUCUGCACUGCAACAAAUGUAGCAGGGGUUUCCAGCAGAGAAAUGCAGCUGUUUGUCCACACAAAACCUCAGAUUGAUGGAGUGAACCCAGAUAAUUUGGACAAACCAAUUAAAAUCACAGCCACAGCUGGGACAGACGUGACACUACCCUGUGAAGUUCAGGGCUCCCCUCCUCCAAUUAUCAGGUGGAAGAAAGACUCGCGUCUGGUACCACUCGUAUCAGUACCAUUUAGGUACACAGUCUUGCCAUUGGGGACACUGAUGAUCUUGGACUCAAGAGCAUCUGACAGCGGUCUCUAUAAAUGCUCAGCUAUAAACAGAGCAGGGAAUGCCUCACUGACAUUGCAACUCAUUGUUCAAGUUCCUCCCAAAAUCCAUCUGUCUCAUCAUCUCCUGAAGGUAAUCGUAGGUCAGUCCAUUGACCUUCCCUGCCUGGCACAUGGUGAUCCAACUCCAAAAAUCAGGUGGUAUAAGGAUGAUGAAGCCCUGCUGCAGGGUGCCACAGAUUCACUGGAUGGUCCUGAUGGCUCAAUCAACAUUGCAGACGUGGAACUCUCUGAUGCUGGGAUUUAUCGUUGUGAAGCAACCAAUAAUGCUGGACAUGAUAUGAUUCAAAUGACACUGGAAGUCUUGGAACCACCGUUAUUUGCUGAAGACAUCACCCAAAUUAAUGCCAAACAAGAACGGUUGGCCAGAGAGAAAGUCAUACUUCCCUGCCCAGUUAAUGGAACUCCUCCACCAGUUAUACGCUGGCUGAAGAAUGGCUUAGAUCUUCCAGCUCAUGAACCAGGAAUUUCAGUACUUGAGGAUGGCUCUCUUCUCAUUGAUUCAGCUUCACCCUAUGAUAGUGGAGAUUAUUUGUGUGUUGCAAUGAAUGUGGCUGGCUCUUCCAAAAGGAAAUAUCGAUUGAAUGUCCAAGCUCCUCCUGAGAUUCGAGGAAAUGGCCAAGUACAGAACAUCACAGUGUCGGUUAAUCAGCCAUUGAUGUUGGAGUGCGAUGCCAGUGGCAGCCCAACACCAACCCUCAGUUGGUACAAAAAUGAGCAGCGGGUGACAGAGACCAGUAGGGUCCGACUCUUGAACGGUGGCCAAGUACUGCGACUUUCAAAAUCCCGCAAAGGCGACAGUGGAGUGUAUUCUUGCAAUGCUGUUAAUGUUGCUGGCACAGCCAAAAAAUAUUUCAAUCUACUGGUGCAGGUACCUCCCUCAAUCUAUGGAUCUGGAGUUACUCAAGAGGUGGCAAUUUUGGAGAAUUCUAAACUUGAACUCACGUGCCGUGCCAGUGGAGUCCCUUUUCCACACAUUGCAUGGAAUAAGGAUGGAGAAGCCCUAUCUCCAGGUGUCCAAUAUGUGGAGUUUACUGAAGAAGGACAGACAUUACGCAUUCAAACAUCUCAUCUCAUCGAUCAAGGCCUCUAUCAGUGUGUUGCCUUCAACUCAGCUGGACAGAAAAGCAAACACUUCAAAGUCAAUGUUUACGUCCCUCCCACAAUCCAAGGAGCAAAUGAUACCAAGGAGGUAAUUGCCCAGUUGAAGAGUUACGUCAGUCUACAGUGUGAUGCACAUGGAAUUCCUGUCCCAGGAAUUACAUGGCUGAAAGAUGGACGACCAAUUGUAUCCAGCUCAAAAAUGACGUAUGUUGAAAGAGGACAAUUUUUGCUGAUUAACGAGGUACAGGCAUCUGAUCAAGGUUGGUACACAUGCAGAGCAAGGAACAUUGCAGGCAGUAUGGAGAAGUCUUACAGAAUGCAGGUUUAUGUUCCGCCUCGUAUUGAAGGUCGCUUGCACCAUCCGCUGAAGACAAAAGCAAUAGUUGGUCAUUCUUUGACAUUAACCUGUUCCUCAAGUGGUUACCCUCCUCCUAUCCUCUCUUGGCUCAAAGAUGGUGUCUCAUUGACAGACAGUGACAGAAUACAAUUGAUGGGUGAAGGAAAGACCCUUAAGAUUGAAAAUGUCAGAGAGAGUGAUGCUGGCACCUAUACAUGUAUGGCUACCAGUGCUGCUGGAGAAGAACAUCUUCAAUACACUGUGGACAUCUUAGUCCCUCCACACCUGUUGAUCGAAGAAUCUUCUCAUGUGACUGUGACCAUUGAUAAUCCUCUGGAACUGGCAUGCAAAGUGACUGGCAGUCCACCCCCAACGAUUACAUGGCUGAGGAAUAAUAUUAUGCUCACUGAACUCGAUGGUGCCCAGGUGUCAGCUCACGGGAGCAAACUUUAUAUUCCUCGUUUGAAGUCAGUGGAUGUCGGUCGUUAUGUAUGUGUGGCCAGAAAUGAAGCUGGGGAAAGGAGAAGAGAAUUUAAUGUCACAAUUCAUGUACCCCCAGUAGUGACAACUGUAGGAGUUGAGAAUUUGGUCAUCGUGGUUGGGAAAUCUGCGAUACUGGAAUGCACUGCUACUGGAAUUCCGACACCAACGAUCACAUGGUUGAAGAACAGUCAGCUACUGACUGAAACCAGUGGGAGACUCAAGAUUGAGAAAGUGACUCAACAAGAUGGGGGUAUCUACUCUUGUAUAGCAACGAACGGGGCAGGUGAAUCUCAGCAAGAUACCAGAGUGACUGUGUAUGAGCCUCCUGUUAUAAAUAAGUCUGUGGAUACAAACAAAACUGUAACAAUGAAUCUCCCAGUAUCUUUUGAGUGCCUUGCCUCUGGAACUCCACCCCCUGUGUUGACUUGGUUCAAGGGGCAGAAGCUGAUCAUGGAUUUGGCUGGUGGUAGCGUGUUGGAGAAUGGAAGAACUUUGAGGAUACAGAAUGCCCAGGUGUCUGAUGGCGGACAAUAUCGCUGUGUGGCAACCAAUGUAGCUGGCAGCACAGAGCUGCAAUAUAGCUUAAAGGUUUAUGUUCCACCAGUGAUCUCAACUGCUCUGCACCUGGUUACUGUCCUUAUAAACCAACCCAUUGAACUUCAGUGUGAAGCGACAGGAGACCCUCCUCCUAAAAUAACAUGGUUAAAAGACAAUACCCCUAUCUCCAUGAUGACUGAAGGGUUAAAGUUCCUGUUGGAAGGUCAGAUUCUGUCCUUAGCCAGCGCACACUUCUCUGAUUCAGGAGUGUACUCCUGUGUAGCUGUUAACCCUGCUGGAGAGGACCAGAAGAAAAUUCAUCUGCACGUUUAUCUUCCACCAAGUAUUCUGGGAGAGGAACAGAAUGUUUCUGUAACUUUGAAUGACUACGUAUCCUUGGACUGCCAGAGUCAAGCAUUCCCACCACCCACCCUUCACUGGACAAAGGAUGGUCAACCUCUACCAAUGCGUGCAGAUCAUAGACUCUCUGAAAAUGCCAGUCUCUUCGAGAUCAAGAGUGCCCAAAUUCAAGAUGCUGGCCGCUAUACUUGCGAGGCUUCAAAUAAUGCUGGAAAAACAGAGAAGAACUACAACUUACACGUCUGGGUGCCUCCAACAUUUUAUGGAUUAAAGGAACAAAUACCUGUGACAGUAAUUGAAGGAAACACAAUGAGUUUGUUUUGUGAUUGCAUUGGGAUUCCUUACCCGAUCCUUGAGUGGCAAAAGAAUGGAAAACCACUGUCUACAGUGAAAGAUGAUAGAAUUACUGUUUCCUCUGGUGGACAAAUGCUACAAAUAUCUCAAACUCGGAUAUCAGAUGCUGGAAACUACACAUGCAUAGGGACUAAUUUAGCUGGGACAAACAAACAAGACUAUAGUGUGGAGGUUUAUGUGAUGCCUAGUAUCAAGAAUGGUGAUAGGCAGCCAACAGAAAUUUCAAUUACCAGGGGAGCUGAGAUCACGUUAGAAUGUGAAGCUAAUGGAGUUCCAUGGCCAACAUUGACAUGGAUGAAAGAUGGGCGUCCUGUGGUGAACAGACGAGGCAUCCAAGUGGAGAACGAAGGACGGUCUCUGAAAAUUCAAACGGCACAGGAAGACAGCACAGGCCGGUACACUUGUCUGGCUAUUAAUGUGGCUGGACAAUCAGACAGGAAGUUUGAUUUGAGUGUUCAUGUCCGUCCAGCUAUCAUUGGGGAGAUUGGGCCUCCAGAAAAUAUCAGCACCCUCUUGAGCAACUCGAUCUCACUGAUAUGUGAGGCCACUGGCGUCCCUCCACCUGUCUUCACCUGGUUCAGAAAUGGAUCACCUAUUGUCUCCAGUACAAGGAUGCAAAUACUGUCAGGUGGACGAACCCUUAAAUUGACUCGUGUGCUCAUGGGAGAUGCCGGCCAUUAUUCCUGUGUAGCCAGCAACAGUGUAGGGGAAGCAGCAAAGGAUUUUCAUGUGGAUGUGCUGAGUCCGCCCAGUAUUUUAAAUGAAAAUCAGGUGGAAAAGGUGGAAGUUAAGCAAAAACAGGACAUCAACAUGACUUGUUUGGCCACAGGCAAUCCAAAGCCGCAGCUUACUUGGCUGAGAGAUGGUCAGGAACUGAAUGACAGUACAGAUUAUCGGGUUUCAUCAGAUGGGUCUGUUCUGGAAAUCUUCAAAGCAACUUUGUCUCAUACAGGACAGUACACUUGUGUCGCAAGUAACUCUGUGGGUGACAAAUCCAUAAAUUACCAUCUCAGUGUUCUAGUUACACCCAGAAUUCCCAAUAUUGGUGAAGAUGGCACUCCAGAGGAUGUCAUCGUUAUUGUGAAUAAUCCAACUUCAUUGGCAUGUGAGGCUGAGGCCUAUCCGAGCCCAACCAUCACCUGGCUCAAGGACGGCAUACCCUUUAAGGCUUCCAGGAAUAUCCAUCUAUUGCCAGGAGGUCGUGGACUCCAGAUUCUGAAUGUACAGGAAGAAAAUGCUGGUCGCUACAGCUGUGUUGUGACAAAUAUAGCAGGGGAAGCUGUCAAGGACUAUGAGCUCAAAGUCUUCAUUCCUCCAGUUAUAGCAAAGGAUGAUCAGACAGCAGGAGGUUUUCGGGUCACUCAGGUGAAGACCAAGGUGAACACCACAUUGACACUGGUGUGUGAAUCAUGGGCAACCCCAGUUCCUGCUCUUCGCUGGUAUAAGGAUGGUCAGCUGUUGACAGGAACUGAACAUCUUCAGAUUCUUGACGAAGGACAUAUCCUCCAAAUAAGGUACACAAGGGUGUCAGACACGGGUCGUUACACUUGUGUGGCCACAAACAUUGCAGGGGAAGAUGAGAAGGAUUUUCAUGUCAACAUUCAAGUGCCUCCAAUCUUCCAGAAGCUAUAUGGUGUGAAUGCUGCCUGGGAGAUGAUACACCGGGUGGAUGAAGCAGAGGAGAUUGUUGAGCAUCGUGAAGUGAUUGUGAACAACCCUGUUUCUCUUUACUGUGAGACUAAUGCCAUUCCACCUCCCACUCUAUCCUGGUACAAGGAUGGUGAAGCUCUCUCUGCCACAGAUGAUGUCCUGAUUCUUCCAGGGAGCCAUAUUCUGCAGAUCCCCAGGGUCCGAGCUAAUGAUGCUGGGAGAUAUACAUGCCGAGCUGUCAAUGAGGUUGGAGAGGACCAACUGCACUAUGAGCUUGUCAUCCUGAUCCCUCCUGUUAUUCAUUCAGAAGGUGGAGAGUUUGGAGAGGAGCUGGUGUCAGUUGUUAACAAAACAGUUAAACUGCAUUGUGAGGCAGCAGGGAAGCCGCCACCUUCCAUAUUUUGGUUCAGAGACAGCCUACCCAUUGCAACAGACUCUAGAUACCAACUUUUGAAUAAUGGCAGCAUUCUGCAGAUUCACGCGGUGCAGGCAUCUGAUGCAGCUGGCUACAUUUGUCUAGCAGAAAACCCAGCAGGAAGCACAAAGAAGCUUUUCAGCCUUCGUGUUCAAGUGCCUCCCAUGCUUCUGGGCUCCUCUCCAGAAAACGUCAGUGUUGUGAUGAAUAAUCCCAUUUGGUUAACAUGUGAAUACCGAGCAGUACCUUCAGCAGACAUCGAAUGGUACAAAAAUGGACAGUUGCUGCAAUCCCGCACUGACAUGCUGAUUCUUCCAGGUGGUCAUAUCCUUCACAUUCCCAGAGCAAAGACAGAACACAAUGGCAACUACGUUUGUGUUGCCACCAAUGCAGCAGGGAGAGACAUGAAGGACAUUCACCUCCAUGUAUAUCUCCCACCCUCCAUUAAAUACCAUGGUGACAGUUACUCUGAGGCCAUCACAAUCCGUGCUGGAGAGACAGCUACUCUCAGAUGUGAAUCAGAAGCAAUACCAGUCCCUACUGUUAUGUGGUAUAAGAAUGAUCACCAUCUGGCUUUGGUAAAUGGAACCCAAAUCCUAUCUGACGGUCAAAUACUCCAAAUACAAGAUGCUCAGGUUACAGAUUCUGGGCAUUAUAUGUGCAAUGUUGCCAACCUGGCUGGACACAUGAAAAGGACCUUCCGGCUGAAUGUACACUCCCCACCAACUUUUGAAGAGCCUUUGGAAGAGGUUAUUUAUCAGACAGCUGGCAAUGCCUUUGGCCUAUCAUGCCAGUCAUUGGGAGUUCCACCACCCACAAUCACUUGGCUCAAGGAUGGAGAACCAUUAGACAGUAGUAACAGCCAGGAUUGGCAUAUCUUAUCCAGUGGUAGUAGACUCCAAACCAUCCAGUUGCAGAUUUUCCAUUCUGGGAAUUACUCCUGCUUGGCAAGGAAUUCUGAGGGAGAAGUUCGUAAACAUUUCUCACUCUUCAUUCAAGUGCCACCAAGCAUUCUUGGCUCAACUGUGCCCACUGAAUAUGAUGCCAUAGAGAAUGAAGAUGUGAAAUUGGAAUGUGUGGCUACAGGAGAACCAAAACCCAUUCUAAAGUGGUUCAAAGAGGGCCAACCAUUAGAAACACUGACAAAAGCACACUUCAACUUGACCUCAGAUGGUAGCUCCUUGGAUAUAAAAGGAGUUUUGGUUUCAGACACAGGAAAAUACACUUGUGUGGCAUGGAAUCCUGCUGGAGAAGAGACAAAAAUGUACAUACUCAAAGUACUCAUACCUCCGAAUAUCAGUGGAGUCUCCAGCCAUCCUGAGAUCAUCACGGUAGUGCCGAAUGCAGUGGUUACACUUGAAUGCAGAGCUGCUGGUACCCCUCCUCCACAGCUCACCUGGUUAAAGGAUGGAUUACCACUUCCCAUCUCAUCCCAUGUGAGGCUGCUGUUGGCUGGUCAGUUGCUGAGGAUUGCUCACGUUCAGAUUUCUGACGCUGGAACCUACACUUGUGUCGCUGAGAGUCAGGCGGGCAUGACAGAGCGGCAUUACCAACUGCAAGUUCAAGUUCCACCCAGGUUUGAGAAUUCUGGAGACUCUGAAGAAAUGAUGGUCGUCAGAGGAGCUUCUGUGUCUUUCACAUGUGAUGCUGGUGGAAUUCCACCCCCUGUGUUCUCCUGGUUAAAAGAUGGUGAACUGCUGGUGCUCAACGACCUAAGUCUCAAGAGUCAUGAGAUGAAGCUGCAGCUACCCUCUGUGGACAUAAGUGACUCUGGAUGGUACUCCUGCAUUGCCGUGAAUGAUGCAGGCAAGGCUACAAGACACUUCCACUUGGUUGUCAUGGAGCCGCCACAGAUUUCUGACUCUGAGAUGCCACAGGAAGUGUCUUUUGUGCUAAGUAGCCUACUGGAGUUGGUGUGCACAGCAAUAGGAGUCCCUGCUCCUGAAAUAAGCUGGAUGAAGGACGGAGUGCCUCUUGAUGGAACAGGCUUGGUGCUGAAUGAUGGAAAGGUGCUCCGGAUAGAAAGGGUGCAGGUAGAAGAUGCUGGACUGUAUACCUGUCUAGCAGUAAAUCUGGCUGGUGAGGAUCAGCUGCAAUAUUUAGUCAGGAUAAAUGUUCCUCCAAAUAUCAUUGGCUCCAGUGAUGUUCAGAUGGUUACUUUGUUGGCUGAAGAACAGCUAACACUGGAAUGCAAGUCUGAAGCUGAUCCGCCUCCCGUUGUUGAAUGGUUCAAGGAUGAUGUACUAUUACAGGCAAAUUCUCAUAUCCAGAAUGUGCCAGAUAGACAAUACUUGUUGAUCGAUAAUGUUGGACCAUCAGAUGCUGGCAUGUACAGUUGCCUUCUUAGCAACAUUGCAGGUCAAAUGACUCAUUCCUUCAAUGUCGUUAUUCAUGUUACCCCGACAAUUAAAGCCAACUCCCCGUCACUGUCAGUCAUUAUCAACCAGGUUGCUUUAUUGGAAUGUGAGGCCGAAGGCAUUCCAAAACCAACAGUCACUUGGAGAAAAGAUGGCAAUUUGCUGCCUACAGGCAGCCCCAGGUUUGACUUUCUUUCUGAGGGAUCCCUACAGAUCCACUCUGUCCAGGUUUCGGAUGCUGGCCACUAUCUUUGCACAGCAUCAAAUGCAGUUGGAACAGAUCAUCAUAGGAUCGAACUACAAGUCUUGGAUGCUCCCAUCAUCAGUCCUGCUCCAACUAACAUCACUGCUUUGGCAAAUGUUCAAGCAGAGUUGAGCUGUGAGGUUUCAGGAACCCCUAAACCUGAGGUGAUCUGGAAGAAAAAUGGUAAACCUCUGAACUUUAAGCUGCAACAGAACAUGUACAGGUUGUUGCCUUCGGGAUCGCUGGUGAUCAUUUCGGCCACCACUCAGGAUACAGCACUGUAUGAGUGUGUGGUGUCUAAUGAGGCAGGUGAUUCCCACAGGCUCAUCCAAUUCACGGUCCACGUUCCCCCAUCGAUUGCUGAUGACUCUCCAAAUGUUACAAUCACUAAAAUGUCCUCGGUGGUGUUGACAUGUCACGCAACUGGAAUUCCAGAGCCUGUAGUGAGCUGGAUGAAGGAUGGAGCUCAAAUGGGGAACCGAGGACCAGGGUACAAAAUCCUGCCCACAGGAAGUCUGGAAGUUACCACAGCAACCCUGAGCCAUGCUGGCAGCUACAUGUGUACAGCUCGUAAUGUGGUGGGGACAGCAUACAGACAUGUAACACUAAUUGUGCAAGAGCCUCCUGUUAUCAAGCCCCUACCUUCCACAGUGGAAACUGUAGUGAAUAGAGGUAUUAUCCUGCCCUGUGAGUCAACAGGCACACCAAGACCCAGUAUUACCUGGCAGAAAGAGGGUGCCACCAUCACAAACACAGGUUAUCUCUUACUGGCUAAUGGAGCACUGGAGAUCACCAGAGCCACGGAGGAGUAUUCAGGGAAUUACAUGUGUAUUGCCCAAAAUCCAGCUGGCACUGCUCUGGGCAAGACAAAACUGGUGGUCCAAGUUCCCCCGAUUAUCAAAGCUCACAGCAGGGAAUAUAAAGCCACCAUUGACCACCCUGCAACUUUACCAUGCGAGGCAGAGGGGCACCCAAAACCAGAGGUAACAUGGGUGAAAGAUGGCCGCACCAUUGCUAACCAGAUGCGCCUGCAAACAUUUGCAAAUGGAUCCCUACAGAUUCUACCGAUCCAGCUUGCGGAUGCAGGAUGGUACACGUGCGUCGCCAGGAACAAGGCAGGGGUGGUCAGCCUGGACACUAUUCUUGUGGUGCAGGUUCCACCAUCAAUUGUAAUUGGUCAGUUGGAGUUGUCAGUGUUGGAGGACUCGCAGGCUCUUUUGCCAUGUGUAACUCAGGGAUCACCGGCACCUGUGGUAUACUGGGAGAAGGAUGGUGUUGCAGUGCCAGAUGUUUCAGGAAAAUUCACUGUAUUGCAGUCUGGAGAACUGAUUGUGGAAAAUACAACGCCAGAGGACGCCGGUGUCUAUACCUGCACAGCAGUGAGUGCAGCCGGGAAGGCCAGCCAUGAUAUCCACCUGUUUGUAAGUGUUCAACCAGCAUUCACGGAACUCCCUGCAGAUGUGUCUCUGCACAAAGGGGAAAGGCUUUUAUUGACAUGUGCUGCAAAGGGCCUUCCGAUUCCACUCGUCAGCUGGAAUUUCAAUAACAAACCUAUAACAGCGAAAGAUUCUGGGAAAGAAGGUCGAAGUGAGCUGAUAAUAGAAAAGGUAUCCAAAGAACAUUCUGGUACUUACGUGUGCACAGCAGAAAGUGAUGUAGGAAUGAUCAAGGCAGUUGGAUUUGUCGCUGUGAAAGAGGCACCAGUACUCCAAGGUGAGGUCACUGCUUACCAGACGGAGCCCCUGGGAGGGAAUGUUGUUUUGAACUGUGAUGCCCAUGGAGAUCCAGCACCAUCAAUAAACUGGAAUAAAAAUGGCAGACCUCUCACUGUUAGUAAUCGCAUUCGACAAAUGAAUAAUGGUUCAUUGGCCAUCUAUGGGACAGUGAAUGAAGAUGCCGGAGAUUACAAGUGUGUUGCUGAAAAUGAAGCUGGAGUAGUGGAAAGGAAAGUCACUCUGAUGCUGCAGAGUGCACCUGUGUUCACUGUGGAACCUUUGCAUACAGUUGUGAGUGUAGGGGACAGGGUCUUAUUGCAUUGCCAGGCAGCAGGUGAGCCUUCACCCACAGUGGAGUGGACCAAAAAUGGACACCCGAUCAGAGAGAAUGGGCGCCUGGUUGUGUUACAGAAUUCCACACUGCAAAUCCUCUCUGCUGUGAAGGAAGACACAGGACAAUACGAAUGUGUAGCCCGGAAUCUCAUGGGAUCUUCCUUUGUAGGAAUAACAGUAACUGUGCAAGUGCAUGGUGGAUUUUCAGAAUGGUUGAACUGGGGACCCUGCAGUGUUACCUGUGGCCAAGGGAUCAAAGAGCGAAUCCGUUUGUGCAACAAUCCUUUACCGGCCAAUGGAGGAAGAUCAUGUCAUGGCUGGGAUGUAGAGUCAAGGCAAUGUAAUGCAAAGCCUUGUCCAGUUCAUGGGCAGUGGUCCCUCUGGGGUGCAUGGGAAGGAUGCUCCCAAAGCUGUGGACAGGGAAACCAAACCCGUAGGCGAAGCUGCAGUGAUCCACCCACACAGCACGGAGGUCGGCCAUGUGAGGGGAAGGCGACUGAGGUGAAAAAAUGCAUCUUUGUUCCAUGUCCUGUGGAUGGACAGUGGACAGCUUGGAACAGCUGGUCACGUUGCUCAGCUUCCUGUGGGGGAGGAGUCCACCAGCGGACCCGUUCAUGUUUUGAUCCACCGCCUCAGUAUGGAGGCAACCUAUGUGAAGGAAGUAAUGUCGAUGUAGUACGGUGCAACACUGAGCCAUGCCCAGUGAAUGGGAACUGGGGCUCCUGGAGCUCCUGGAAUCCAUGCAGUCAGACCUGUGGCGGUGGACAAAGCAAGCGUUACCGAUCAUGUAGCAACCCAGCCCCUGCCAACGGUGGCAAUAUUUGUUCAGGGGUAAAUGUGCAGAUGCAGCGCUGCGGUAUAGACCUGUGCCCUGUGAAUGGUGGUUGGAGCCCAUGGCAACCAUGGAGUGAAUGUUCAGCUUCUUGUGGAGGAGGGACACAGUUGAGAAAACGGCAGUGCAACAGUCCUCCCCCGAACGGCAAUGGAAGAGGCUGCCCUGGAGAGAGUUUCCAAACAGCCAGCUGCAGCUACCACCCGUGUCCAGGUGUUCCAGGGAGAGCCAGGGGCAGUCUGAUUGGAAUCAUUAAUGACAAAGAAUUUGGAAUCGCAUUUCUUGAUGCAAACAUCACAGCUAAUGCAGCUGCAGGCACUACAACCCUUCAGGCAAACAUUCAGAACAUUCCAAGCACAAUCGGUCCCCUGGUAAGAGUACUCGCCUCAGUAUUUACCCCCAUUUAUUGGUCGGUGGCCUUUCCUGCACCAGGCACAGCAAAUGGCUUCAUUCUGACUAAAGGAGUUUUCAGGCAAGAAUCUCAAAUGGAAUUUGCAACAGGUGAGAUCCUACGAAUGACGCACGUUGCCCGGGGAGUAGACACAGAGGGUGUCCUACUGUUUGACGUAGUGAUCAAUGGUUAUAUCCCCAGAAACAUAGAGAGUGCAGACAUUGCUGUGAAGGAUUUCAGUGAAAAGUAUGUCCAAACGGGUCCAGGACAACUCUAUGUUUCAUCAACCCAAACAUUUCUUAACAAUGGCUCCCCUGUUUCCUUCCACUGUAACCACACCAUUGAGUAUGAGUCUGGGAUGGGCAAUCAGCCUUCACCCUUUCAGAUUUUGAAGGCUGAAUACAUCUCUGUCUUCUACAAUGUGAAGAUGGAGGAGCUGAAUUUCAGGAUCACUGUCUCCUUCCAGAAGGGUUCCACUGAAGGUCAGUGUCCAAGAGGAUAUAUCCUUGAUUCAUCCUCGUAUUGUACAGAUAUUGAUGAAUGUCAGCUUGGGAUUCACAUGUGUCACUUUGGGCAAAACUGUCAAAACGAGGCUGGCUCAUAUCGCUGUCUGGUGCGAUGUGGGAUUGGUUUUAAGCAGUCAGCAGAAGGAGCUCAUUGUGAAGAUAUUAAUGAGUGUGAGGAGUCAGCCAGCCCACCCUGUCAACAGCGCUGCCUCAAUGCUGUUGGUACCUACCGAUGUGGCUGUGAUCCUGGUUAUCAGCGCAGGGGACAGCAUUGCAUCGAUAUCAACGAGUGCAAUAUGAACGUGUGCCAGCCAGACCAGGAGUGCCAGAACACCGAGGGAGGAUACCAAUGCACAGAGAGCUGCCCUCAUGGCACCAUGCGAUUACCCAGUGGAACCUGUGGUGAUGUUGACGAGUGUAAAACAGGGGACCACCUGUGUCGAUACAAUCAGAAGUGUGAGAACACAGCAGGAAGUUACCACUGCAGCUGUCCUCCUGGUUAUCGCUCACAGGGUGUGGGGAGACCAUGUUUGGAUGUCGAUGAAUGUCAACAGAUCCCCAAGCCAUGUGUCUACCAAUGUCGAAACCUGGUUGGCAGCUACAAGUGCCUGUGUCCUCCUGGAAAACAGCUACAGGGUGACGCCAAGUCCUGUGCUGGAUUGGAAAAGCCUAAACUGAGCAACAGCACAAUCACAAGCUUCAGACCCCAAUUAGUCUCUAUCAGUCAAUAUAGCCACAACCAGCAGACCAGCCAGAACCAAAUUAACCCCUUCUACACCUGGCUGGGCUGGAAGAUGAACCGGGAAUUUGAGACACAAGACAACAGGAAGUCCUGUCCCACUGGAUACAGAAAGAGGAAUGGGGUCUGUACAGAUAUCAAUGAAUGCCAGACUUGGCAUUUCUGCCAGCAUGAUUGCAAGAACACCCAGGGCAGCUAUCGUUGCAUUUGCCCAUCCGGUUAUCGACUGCUGCCCAAUGGUAGAAACUGCCAGGAUAUUGAUGAAUGUCAGGAACAGAAUAUCAAAUGUGGGCUGAACCAGAUGUGUUUCAACAUGAGAGGCAGCCACCAAUGUAUAGAUACGCCAUGUCCAGCCAGCUACCGGAGGGGAGCCAGCCCAGGGACCUGUUACCGCCGUUGCAUCCUCCACUGCUCAGCCGGUCCCCUGGCAUUUCAGUACAAACUGCUGACCCUCCCUCGAGGAAUCCCAGCCAAGCAUGACGUGAUCCGACUGUCAGCGUUCUCAGAGCGUGGCGUGCUACAGAGCAGGACCAACUUUACUGCCAUUGAGCAGGAUGUGGCAAGUCCCUUUGCCAUUCGCACUGACCAGGGGCGUGGGAUCGUGCACACUCUGCACCCACUGAUGGAACCCAGGGUAUACCGCCUGAAAGUGCGUGCUACCACCUUCAGCGAGCAGGGGCCACUGAAGUACCAGAGUAUAUUUGUCAUUGUCAUUGCUGUGUCCCCGUACCCUUACUGAGGCCAACAGCAGCUUCUGCAUGGAGGGAUGUGUAUUCUUUAACUAUUUUACAAAACAAAGUGUUUAUUUUUUUUCCUCCGAAAGGCUCCGCUUUUUCUCCUGACGGCAAUGAUUUGCUAAGUCUUCCAAGCUUCACACUUUUCAUACCACGUGGAUACCUCUUGUUCAGAGUUACAGAUCAAUGUUUAAGACCCGACGUGAAACUAAAUUCUAUUAAUCUGUUUAUGGGUGGGUUAACACCAGAGACACAAUGAGUCCCAACAUUACUGUUCAAAACAAACAGCACAGUUUAUUAUACAGUGUCCUGAGGUUAGAUACUAAGUCUGUAUAUGAGUGCUGUCCAUACUACUCAGUCUUAGUCCUCACUGAGUAGUUUGGCAAAGACAUCCCCAGUGUAAAAGCUGUAGUUUGAGAAUGUGCCACCCCCUCUCCCCACAUCCUCAGUUUGAUUUGGGCUGAAUUGGGAAGAGCUGCAGGAUCUUCCACCAUUUAAAAGUACUGAGCACCAUCUCCUCAGAGUAGUCCAGGAGCUGACAAGGAGCAUCUCAAUUCUGGCAAACGCCCACUGCCCGAGCAGGCAAGGAUAAGUGAUGCCCUUGCAAACAUGACAUUCAGUAUAUUUAACAGGUAUGGUAUUUUCUUAGUACUCAGUGGGGCAGAAUGCUGGACAAGAUGUGCUCCCCAUAGGCUUGCUACCUGUUUUAUGGGAGAGGUUGGUGUCCUCAUCAAAUUGCGAUUGAGCUUAAGAAUGACCCAUACAAAUCCUGGUAAACAUUUAAUGUUCUCAAUUUGACAUGCUUUCCAAAGGACUUGCUUAAAAACAUUUUGAAGUUAUCCCUUUUUCUUUUCUUGGCACUUACCAAACAGCCUGUUUGAAAGGACUUUCAAUCCUCUGUCACAGCUGUGUGUGAGGAUCUGCCAGAAGAUUAAUAAAACGCCUUUAGGAUGUGUUCACACAGGACCUGUGUGGUGUGGUGUAGAUCCUCUGUAUAUUGCGAUGGAAGUAUUGGUGUUGUCCUUGUCCACUUGCUACUUAUAUCACUGAAAACGUUAUAGUUGAGGUAUGGGAUUGUCAUAUCCAUGGCCUUUAUCACACAGGGAAUAGCUGGCACAGGUUCUCUGGUACUUCCCCACUCAGCAUUCCUCACUUUGAUGUUCAACCAUUCAACAUCUUGACCGCUCCCAAUGGAGUUCUAUCCCCUUAUCUUGUCUUCCUCUCUGUCAUUAAUACCUUCAAAAUCUAUUUUUUCAUUGCACUUUCAGUCAACUCUCCUGUGAGUUCUGUCACUUAGUUGAUGUACUCCUAAAUCUUUUACAUUCAAUGUCCCUUUUCUACUCUGCUGCCCGGACCACGUCACAGACAUCACACCACUUCCUGCCUCAGUAAGCUAGUCUUGCACUUGCUAGUCUCAAUGGAGUUUCACCACAACGUGUGGACCUCACUGUGCACACUCAGGUAGAAGGAGCUCAAAGGCAGCAGCAGUAAUUGGAAAGCCAAGCAUAACUAUGUUCUUUUUUGUAGAAGUCAUUGUUGAUAUAUGGGUUUAAUGUUUCUCAUUUGUGAACUAACUGCUAUACAUAUUGUAACCACUGAGGUGUUUGAAUAUGUUGUGCUGAAUUAUAAGAUCCACUGUCUGAAGAGUGAAUUAUAACAGAGUGCUCAAAGUCCUGAGACAGGCAGCUGUGAUUUUUAUUGUAAAACAGUGCCCCAAAUUCUGCAUAAAAUGUCGUUUUUCCCUAUUUAUUUGUCUUUGUGACAAGGUCCUAACAUGUUCAGGGAAACAUUAAAAUGAGGAAUUAAGGAAA